UGUAUUGUGGGUGUCCAUACCUGAGCAGAGAGACAGAAACGCAGACAUGAAGACGCACACGUUUUUGUCCAUAACUCUGCUGGGCCUGCUGCUGUGGGCCUCCUGCACCCGGGCCGACGACACAGACGCCAAACAGGCAGAAACACAAGAAGACACAUCGGAGGAGAACUCAGAAGAGACUCCAAGAGAGGAGGAGGAGGAGGUCGAAGAGGCACCAAAGAAAGAGAAAACAACGGAGAUAGAGGAGGAGAAAGAUGUGAUGGUUCUCCACAUCAACAACUUUGCCAGAGCUCUCAGCGAGAACCAGUAUGUACUGGUUGAAUUCUAUGCCCCCUGGUGUGGCCACUGUCAAAAGCUGGAGCCUGCUUACGCCGAAGCUGCUGCCAAGUUGAAGGAGGAGGCAUCAACGAUGCGUUUGGCCAAAGUGGACGCCACAGAGGAGACAGAGCUGUCCGAAGAGUUUAACGUCAUGGGCUUCCCCGCUCUGAAGCUGUUCGUAAACGGAGACCGCAAGAAUCCUGUGGACUACAAUGGUAAGAGGUCAGCAGAGGGAGUAGUCGACUGGAUAAAGCGUCGUGCCGGCCCCGGUCCUGCAGCGCUCGACUCUGCAGACUCUGCGGCUCAGUUCAUCGACUCCCACAACAUCACUGUUGUAGGAUUCUUUGAUGAUCUGGAAAGCAAGGCCGCCAAGGCGUUCAAGGAGGUUGCUAUGGAUGUUACGGACACAGAGUUUGCUGUGUCAGCGAGUCCAGAGGUUUUCCAGAAGUAUGAAGUAAAAGCCAACUCAGUGGUGCUCUUCAAAAAGUUUGACGACGGCAGAGCAGACUUCUCGUUGUCAGAAGAAGGGAAGCUGGACAAAGAAAAGCUGAUCAGCUUCAUGAAGGAAAACAGCCUGGAGCUGAUCAUCCCAUUCAGCCAGGAGAGGGCAGAGAAGAUCUUCGGCGCCAGCGUCCAGCUGCACAGCCUGCUGUUCAUCAACUCCUCUGUGGAGAGUCAGACGACGCUGGUGGACGAAGCCAGGACCGUCGCCAGAGAGUUCAAGGGCAAGGUGCUGUUCGUUGUGAUUGACGUAACGGCAGACAUUUCUCAUGUGUUGAAUUACUUCGGCGUGUCUGCGAAGGACGCCCCCACCGUGCGUCUCAUCAACAUGGAAACAGGAAAGAAGUUCGCCAUCGCUGCCGGAGAUCUCACCUUAAAUUCACUGAGAGAGUUGUGCCAGGAAGUUCUUGGUGGCACUGCCAAGCCUUACUAUCGGUCUGAUGACAUCCCAGAGGACUGGAAUAAAGGACCAGUCAAAGUCCUGGUGGGGAAGAACUUUGACUCCGUUGCUUUGGACCCGACCAAAAACGUCUUUGUGGAGUUCUAUGCUCCAUGGUGUGGACACUGUAAGGAUCUGACUCCCAUCUGGGAACAGCUGGGCGAAAAGUAUGCAGACAAAGAUGACAUCAUCAUAGCCAAGAUGGACGCUACGACCAACGAGGUGGAGUCUGUUUCCAUUAAGGGAUUCCCGACGCUCAAAUACUUCCCAGCUGAAGGCAAAGAGGUGGUCGACUACACUGGAAACAGGGAUCUGGAGACUUUGUCUAAGUUCCUGGAUGAUGGAGGAGUGUUACCCGAGAAUGAAAGUGUUGAGGAGGAAGAUGAGGAUGACGAGAUAGUUGACGACGAUAGUGAUGAGGAGUCCAAUGAGUCUGCAGAGGUACCGACCAACAAAACGUCUAAAGAUGAGCUGUGAUGUCACUUUGCUUUUCGACCAAUCAGGAUCAACCUAGCGUCUUCCAUUUUUUCUUAAUAAAAUUAAUUUGGGUUACAAACAUAACAUGACUACUUCAAAUGGGCUUUAAAGUUUAGAUUUGUCUUAAUGCUAAACCUGAUUUUCUGAAACACUGUGUGUAAAUAUUCUAUUUAAUUUCUCUAAAUGUCUAAAUGAAUUCAAUUCAAGAUACGUUUCUGUAACGAGUCAGUGACAUAGUUAAAGUUUGACUUGAUGACUUUUUUUAGUGAUUAAACAACAUAAAUGAAACAUAAAUAAGUUUACAAUAAAAGAUAUGU
Molecule: messenger RNA, 2052 nt
Organism: Sebastes umbrosus (honeycomb rockfish)
Lineage: Eukaryota; Metazoa; Chordata; Actinopteri; Perciformes; Sebastidae
Gene: pdia2
Product: protein disulfide isomerase family A, member 2
Exons: 11
Coding region: 47-1735 (562 amino acids)
Biological process (GO): response to endoplasmic reticulum stress; protein folding
Cellular component (GO): endoplasmic reticulum
Molecular function (GO): protein disulfide isomerase activity
Source: RefSeq, a predicted model, not a curated record